AUGGAUGCAUCUGAUAGUAAUGUAAAUGAUAAUGAAGUGACGCAACAAAGUCCAAGUUCAGAGGAUGGUACCAGUUCGAAUGAUCCCGGUAAAAUGUUUAUUGGCGGUCUUAGUUGGCAAACAACAGCUGAAGGAUUACGAGAUUAUUUUGGUAAAUUUGGUGAAGUAAAUGAAUGUAUGGUAAUGAGGGAUCCAGCAACAAAAAGGGCCAGAGGUUUUGGAUUUAUAACAUUUACUGAUCCGGCAAGUGUUGAUAAAGUGUUAGCUCAAGAGCAACAUGAACUUGAUGGCAAAAAAAUCGAUCCAAAAGUUGCAUUUCCUAAGAAAGCACAACCAAAAAUGAUAAUUAAAACGAAAAAAGUGUUUAUUGGUGGCUUAUCAGCAACCUCAACUUUGGAAGAUAUGAAGAAUUAUUUUGAACAAUAUGGGAAGGUCGAAGAUGCAAUGCUAAUGUUUGAUAAAACAACUCAACGCCAUCGAGGAUUUGGUUUUAUAACGUUUGAUAAUGACGAUGUCAGUGAUAAGGUGUGUGAAAUUCAUUUUCAUGAAAUUAACGGUAAAAUGGUGGAAUGCAAGAAAGCUCAGCCCAAAGAAGUGAUGCUACCGGUUCAACUGAAUAAAAGUAGAGCAGCUGCAGCUCGUAGUUUAUAUGGUCUCGGACCGGAGCAAUUACUUGCCUAUGCUUCUUGUCUGCCUCGACUUGGUACAUAUGGUACAAGUAUGUUUUAUAGCGGUGGAAUUUUCAACGGGUUUCAAUCAUACGCUCCGCUUGCGCCUACAUCACCACCUGGUAACGUAACAAAUGGCGCUGCAGCUGCUGUAGCAGCUAAUGCCGGCGUAACACGUGGAUUUAAUUUAGCCGCAGCUCAAGCAGCUGCGGCUCAACAAGCGGUCGCAUUUGAAGCGGCGGCAUUGUACGCUAUCGGUGGUGAACCAUUUGCGGGCAUAUAUCCGAGUGCUAUGCACCACCAAACACCUCAAUUACCCCAUGCCUUCCACAAAGUCUGA
Molecule: messenger RNA, 1008 nt
Organism: Brugia malayi
Lineage: Eukaryota; Metazoa; Nematoda; Chromadorea; Rhabditida; Onchocercidae
Gene: Bma-msi-1
Product: RNA binding protein, putative
Exons: 11
Coding region: 1-1008 (335 amino acids)
Cellular component (GO): cytoplasm
Molecular function (GO): RNA binding
Source: RefSeq, a predicted model, not a curated record